Cajanus cajan (pigeon pea) is the source of this 1805-nucleotide messenger RNA. RefSeq names its product Adenosylmethionine decarboxylase family protein. The record is from RefSeq and is a predicted model, not a curated record. Gene Ontology annotation, cellular component: cytosol. Gene Ontology annotation, molecular function: adenosylmethionine decarboxylase activity. Gene Ontology annotation, biological process: spermidine biosynthetic process; spermine biosynthetic process. NCBI's taxonomy places the organism in Eukaryota, Viridiplantae, Streptophyta, Magnoliopsida, Fabales, Fabaceae.
AUAAAUUCACCUUCACCCCUCUUCAUUCUUUCACACGCAACUUUCGCAUAUCGCAACGCCACUUUCUCUCAAUCGCUCCUUUUCAUUCCGAUUUCUAGGGUUUCGCCUUCGUUACCCUUCCAACGCUCUUUCGCUUUGGCUUUGGCUUUCAAUCCUUAUCUGUUCUUUGUGAUUAGGUUUUGCUGAUUGAGGAUCUUCGUAUCGUAAUUCGUUGCGGCAUUUUAAUCGACUUAUCAAAACAGGUCUGAAUGAACUAAUGGAAUCUAAAGGCGGCAAAAAGAAGUCUAGUAGUAGUAGUAGUAAAUCAUUGUUCUACGAAGCUCCCCUCGGAUACAGCAUUGAAGACAUUCGACCAAACGGUGGCAUCAAGAAGUUCAGAUCUGCUGCUUAUUCCAACUGCGCUCGCAAACCAUCCUGAUACCCCUCCGGAUUGAUAGUUCGUUGCAUGCAACUUGGUUUUUGUUAGCUUUUUUUGGUUUUCUUUUAGGUUUUCACUGCUCUCCUUCAAACUCCAUCUUUCCAAUCCCUCUCUUUGCGAUUGUACUCUGUUCUGGUGGUUUCUAUAUCGUUCGUUUUCCUCCUGAAACAUGGCCAUGGCAGUUUCAGCAAUUGGUUUUGAAGGUUAUGAGAAAAGGUUGGAAGUAACCUUUUUCCCUCCUGGACUUUUCGCUGACCCUGAUGGAAGGGGUUUAAGAUCUCUUACGAAGUCCCAGUUGGAUGAAAUUCUAACGCCAGCUGCUUGCACCAUUGUUUCUUCGCUUUGUAAUGAUGAUGUUGACUCUUAUGUUCUGUCUGAGUCCAGCCUCUUUGUCUAUGCCUACAAGAUCAUCAUUAAAACUUGUGGCACUACAAAGUUACUGCUUGCAAUCCCACCCAUAUUGAAGUUUGCCGAAAUGCUUUCCCUUAAAGUCAGAUCUGUAACGUACACCAGGGGAAGUUUCAUUUUUCCUGGUGCUCAGCCAUAUCCACAUCGCAACUUUUCUGAGGAAGUUGCCAUCCUUGAUGGCUACUUUGGAAAGCUUGGAUCUGGCAGCAUGGCAUAUAUUAUGGGUUGCCCAGACAAAGCACAAAACUGGCAUGUCUACUCUGCCUCUGCUGAUUCUGUUGCCCCACGUGACAAUGUUUAUACUCUUGAGAUGUGCAUGACGGGCCUUGAUAGAGAGAAAGCACUGGUUUUCUUUAAAGAUCAAUCUGCUUCAGCUGCCGCGAUGACAGUUAAUUCUGGCAUUAGAAACAUUCUUCCGGAUUCUCAGAUAUGUGAUUUUGAUUUUGAGCCUUGUGGUUAUUCAAUGAAUUCUGUUGAAGGGGCUGCUGUUUCUACCAUUCAUAUUACUCCAGAAGAUGGUUUCAGCUAUGCAAGCUUUGAGUCAGUGGGGUAUGAUCUGAAAGUUGUUAACGUGAACGAAUUGGUUAAUAGGGUGUUGGCCUGUUUCCUACCAAAUGAGUUUUCAGUAGCCGUUCGUGUGGAUGGUGCAAUCAAGUCAUUGGAGCAGACUUGUUUUGUGGAUGUUAAGGGAUACUAUCGCGAAGAGAGGAGCCUCGAGGGGCUUGGAAUGGGUGGUUCUGUUGUCUACCAAAAAUUCUCUAAGAUUUCUGACUGUGCUUCACCUAGAUCAACUCUGAAGUGCUGGAAAGAUGAAGAUGAAGAAGAGUAGUAUAAGUGUCUGUGUCUUUAUUGUCUUCUGUUUUCGUUAAAAUAAGUCUGGCUUUCCAGAUACGUUCUUGUUUUCCUUUGUUGUCUUUUGCCUUAUUGUUCUUUCCCUUUCAACGUUGCAUGGAAUAAUAAACCAUUUUAUGUUGGUGAA